AACAUAACCUGAAUUAAAAUACAAUUUUUAAAAUGUUUGAAAAAGUGAUAUGUAGAUCACUUACAUAUUUAUUAAAUAUUCCUAAAUGUAGUGCAAAUGUUUUAAACAAGCCUUAUAUUAAAUCCUACACGACACAUCUCAGGCCUUCCAAUUUGCAAUACCAUAAAAAUGUAAGAUUAUCUAGUGGACAUGAUAUGCCAAUUGUUGGUCUUGGUACCUGGAGGGCGCAACCUGAAGAAGUUGAAAACGCUGUCUCAGUUGCUCUAGAGGAGGGAUAUCGACAUAUCGACACAGCUUUUAAUUAUAAUAACGAGGAAAGUAUUGGCAAUGCCCUACAAAAAUGGUUUAGCUCAGGAAAAGGAAAACGGGAAGAUCUAUUUAUUACUACCAAGUUACCCAAUUUUGGGAAUCGUCCAAAAGAUGUGAAGAGAUUCCUCAAAAUGUCCCUUGAACGAUUAAAGCUUGGUUACGUGGAUUUAUAUUUAGUACACAUGCCGUUUAGUUUUCACUUGAAUGAGGCAAACCUGACGCCCUCGGUCAACGAAGAUGGAUCGUUUAGUCUGGAUACUGAAAGCGAUAUCGUCGAAACUUGGAAGGUUAUGGAGCAACAAGUUAAAGACGGACUAACGAAAGCCAUCGGCCUGUCGAAUUUUAACGCUGCGCAAAUAAACAAAAUUUACGAAAAUGCCGAAAUUAAACCGGCUGUCCUACAAGUUGAACUACACGCGUACUUACAGCAGAAAGAAUUAAGAGACACUUGCAAGAAAUUAAAUGUCGCGGUGACUGCGUACUCGCCUUUAGGGAGCCCCGGAGCGAACGUGCAUUUCAACACAAAGUACAACUAUUCUCUGGACGAUUUCCCGGAUAUACUGGGUCACCCCACAGUGACGGAACUGGCAGAAAAAUAUAAAAAAUCACCAGGACAGGUCCUUUUGAGGCACCUUACACAGCAGGACGUCAUAGUCAUUCCAAAAAGCGGUAAUCCCGACAGGAUCAAAGCAAACAUCGACAUUUUCGACUUUGAACUGAACGACGAAGACAUAGAAAAGCUCGACGUGUUGGACAGGGGCGAGAAAGGGCGGAUAUUUAAUUUCCUUUUCUUCAAGGGGGUAGAAAAGCACCCGGAAUACCCGUUUAAGGUGGACGCCCAGUGAUCCCGUUAAAACGUUAAUAUUUCGUGCUUCGCUGGUACGGAGAAAUAAACGCUUUGUCCGUGAAAGCUUGUAUUUAUAAUAAUAAAAAAAAUGGUAAUUA
Anoplophora glabripennis (Asian longhorned beetle) is the source of this 1254-nucleotide messenger RNA. RefSeq names its product alcohol dehydrogenase [NADP(+)]-like. Gene Ontology annotation, cellular component: cytosol. The transcript is spliced from 6 exons. Gene Ontology annotation, molecular function: aldose reductase (NADPH) activity. Bases 33 to 1154 code for a protein of 373 amino acids. The record is from RefSeq and is a predicted model, not a curated record. NCBI's taxonomy places the organism in Eukaryota, Metazoa, Arthropoda, Insecta, Coleoptera, Cerambycidae.